AUGGACCAGGAUGUCGUAGAGGCUGCUAAUGACGAUGACAGCCCUGGCGCCACUCAGGUGCCUGUGCACUUCGUCGUGGUCACAAAUGAGCCAGGCGCCCAUGCUGAUGUGAUGGCGAAAGUGCAGACUCACAUCAUUGAUCCCCUGGUAAACCGGAAGAUUCUCCUUGAGUCGCGAAUACUCGACGCAACACCUUCUUCCUUCAUUGCAGAGGCGGCCACGCUGGUCGUGUUCGAGUUCGUGGUACCCCUCCCCUGGCCGAUCACGGAUUGGGAUGUGCAGGGCUGGCGCAGACGAUUGGGUGCUGGCCUACAACUUGUGGUGGCCCCUGCGCAGAGCCAGAGGAGCUCUGGAAGUGGAGACGAGCAAGCGGCAAAGACCGCGCUUGCAAGAGCUAUGAUCCUACCUCCGGCCCGCCAGCCAAAGGAGGCCCCAAAGAAGCAGAAAGGCAUCUGGGUGGGCAGCUGCGUGGAAAGGGAGAAGAAGGGUCAGGAAAGGUAUGUCAUCCCGGCCAAUCUAAGUGAGCAACCAUGCCUUGCCGUUGUCGACGACGGCACUGGAAAACGGGUUCGCCUGUCCUCUGAGGAUGGAGAGUGGUCACGCACCACACUGCUAAGUCCUCUGAUGGCAGCGGCGCUGGCUGAACAUCUGCCGGCGCAGCUGCAGUGGAAGACGGCUUGGCGGCUCAUCUACUCACCUCGUUUGCAUGGAGUAUCCUUGAAGACGUUUUACCGGAGAAUGCAGGGGGAGGGCCCCACCCUGCUUCUUGUUCAGGAUCACGAGGGCCACGCUUUCGGAGGAUUUGCCUCUUCUGCUUGGCGCGUGGCCGAUAGGUACUAUGGAACAGGGGAGAGCUUCGUGUUCCGCUUUAGGCAUCCCAUGCCGAAGCCAGUCGUGUCACUGGCACAGCAGCUGCAGCAUCUCAAUGCAGCUCAACAAGAGGCAAAGUCAGGCCCUGGCCAGUCUGCCAGCGCGCUGGCAGCGCAGCAAGCCGUGGACGAGGCUGUGAAGCUCCUGGAGUCUUGGCGUCCCAAGGUCAAGGAGCAGGCCAAGAAGUCGGAGCGUGAGGUGUUGCAAAGCGACUGCAUCACUUCCGCGACGGAGGCCCUCGACGAGAUCCUUGGUGCGGGAGCGCUUCCGCUCGAGCCGCCUCCCAGGGCCCUCACCGGAACGACGGCCGACUUGGAGGCCGGCCUUGAGGGCAGCCAGCAGGAAGUGCCGCAGGAGGACUUGGAGAUUGAGGUUUUCCAUCACGAGUCUUCCGGAGACGACUUCUUCCUUUUCUCCGACUCGACGUGCCUGGCCAUGGGUGGCGGCUCUGGCUUUGCCUUGUAUGUAGAGAAGGAUCUGCUGCAUGGAAGAAGCGAUCCGUCCACCACUUUCAACUCGGAGGUGCUUUCCUGUGAGACCAGCUUCGUCAUCGGAGAUCUUGAGUGCUGGGCAUUUGACGACCCCACAGAGGUGCGUUGA
This is a messenger RNA of Symbiodinium natans, 1470 nucleotides long. Lineage: Eukaryota; Dinophyceae; Suessiales; Symbiodiniaceae. The record is from the annotation of a GenBank genome assembly.